AUGGCGGACCCAGAGUGGGAAACAACCGAUGUUCUGAUCUGUGGAUGCGGCCCCACAGGAGCAAUGUUAUCCGGUUAUUUGGGCCAACUUGAAGUCAACAAUAUCGUUCUGGAGAAAGAAGCUGCUAUCACAACUGAUCCGCGUGGGAUUGCUCUCGACGAUGAUGGAAUCAGAUAUGUGCAAGGCCUUGGCUUGUAUGAACACUUUUUCACAGAGAUCGGUUCCAGCAUGUCUAAAUGUCAUUUUCUGAGUGGGGCUGAGAAGAAUCUACAAAUGAAGCCAUUUCUUUCGUUUGAUAUUGGCUCGGUCGAAGGAAAUACAGGACAUGUUGGUCUUUUCGCUCACAAACAACCAGUCCUGGAGAAGUAUCUUCGGACUUCAAUCGAGAAAGCAGCGUGUAGCACAUUGAGAAGCAAAUGCGCACUAACCUCGAUAUCUGAAGAUAAAGACUGGGUCUACGCCAUAUACGAUGACUCCGGGGUAGAAAAGCGAAUUCGUGCAAAGUUUCUGGUCGCUGCUGAUGGAAAGACGGGAUUCACACGAAAAAUGUACCUGGAGCCCAAAGGCAUUCAGCUGGAAUGGGCAGAGCCGUAUGAUAACCACCUGAUCACAAGAAUUCAAUAUACUCAUAUGAAGAUAGGACCAAAUAUCAAGAAACUUGGGUUGCGCUCAAUUGGAAACUUCAUCUUCCGACAAAAGAGACUCACCCUUCGUUUCCUUUGUGGGAUCUGGGACACACGCCGCAAGAAGUGUAUGAUCUUUUUUUUCCCGACCGAGUUCCGCUUUCUGUGCAAUCCUAAGAGGCCAGCUGUCUGUGGGCGAUUUGGACUCCCUGAAGAUCGACUUUGGCGAUUUGAAUUUGUCGUUGCGCCUGAUGAAGAUGACAUGGCGAUGGCAGAACAGGAUAAAGUACGCGAGGUGGUACACCCAUAUCUUACACAUCCUGGUAGUCGCUACGGGCUGAAGGAAGAUGUCGCAUUUCCAGAAGACUGCAUUGAAGUUCUCCGAUCGCGACCAUUCCGAUUCUCAGCAAGAAGCUGCAACAAAUGGGCGCUUGACAGAGUGAUUCUGUCUGGUGAUGCAGCUCAUGUAUUUCCACCGUUCGGAGGCCAGGGAAUUGCAUCUGGAUUCCGAGAUGCCAUAUCGCUCUCCUGGCGCCUUGCUAUCGCAUGCUCACGCGAGUCGACUUUCGAUUACAAUGGUCUCCUUGAAGGGUGGUACCUUGAACGAAAACAACAACUGGAUAAAUCCCUCAGAGUGACUGUCCGCAACGGCGAUAUGGUCAACGGGAAGGGCUCGAUCCCGAUAUUCGUCCGCGACUGGGGACUAUGGCUGAUCCAGAAAGUUCCUUCCUGGAAACACUGGCUGGAACGUGGUCCUCGAGGGGAACCUCCGACUCAGUAUACACAUUCACCUGGUAUGCCAUUCAUGCCGGAGCUUGGAGGAGGUCUUUAUUUUCCUCAGAUAUACUGUAUUGGACUUCAACCAGGGUCCUCGGUGCAGUUCACAGAUGAUCUUAUCUUUGGUGGGAAGAAGAAGAUGUUCCAGAUUGUGGUUUUAUUGGACAACGUUCAAGAGCUUGAUUCCGCGAUUGAAGAUAUGGAAGGCAUUGGUCAAAACAGUGAUUUUCUCUCACAGGAAGAAGCUACUUUCUUCGUACCCCGAAAUCGAUAUAUAGCCAAGGUUACAGGUGAAGACUACGGGCGCCCGUUGUUUCGGAGUGCUACCAGUGACGAAUUCUCCAAAUCACCUCUUUGUGCAUCACGAGCAGAGCCGUACGGGUAUGAUGAGAUGCUGAUGUGGCAGAGUGCCCGAGGAAAUCGAUACGCCAUUUUGAGACUUGAUCGGUUUGUUUUUGCUUUUUGCAGUACGAGGGCGGAACUGGAGAAGGCCGCUGCGCGCAUAACUGAGCUGUUCUGA
Molecule: messenger RNA, 1920 nt
Organism: Penicillium malachiteum
Lineage: Eukaryota; Fungi; Ascomycota; Eurotiomycetes; Eurotiales; Aspergillaceae
Product: monooxygenase
Exons: 5
Coding region: 1-1920 (639 amino acids)
Molecular function (GO): FAD binding
Source: RefSeq, a predicted model, not a curated record